Molecule: messenger RNA, 1065 nt
Organism: Clonostachys rhizophaga
Lineage: Eukaryota; Fungi; Ascomycota; Sordariomycetes; Hypocreales; Bionectriaceae
Source: the annotation of a GenBank genome assembly
AUGUCUUGGACUCCAGUGUACGCCCAAGGAGAGCCCGGCAGCGGCAUCGGAGGAUAUGAUCUCAAGUCAAAAGCUGAUCGUGUAUUUGCACUCGACUACAAUUCCUCCGGUCAACUGGAUCAUCUUUGCCUGUACCGCCCCGGAACAGGAGCUUUCUUCAUCAUACGCAAUCAGGGCGGGACCUUUUCUCCUGUCUAUUCGCAGGGCGAUCCUGGCAGCGGCAUUGGCGGCUACGAUCUCAAGCAUGUCAACGAUGUCGCUUUUGCCUUCGACUACGAAAGCACCGGAAAGCUGGACCACAUUGUCCUUUAUCGCCCCGGAUACGGCGCUAUUUACAUUCUAAAGCGAUCCGGCACCACUUGGGCCCCCGUUUAUGCGCAGGGCCAUUUGGGAAGCGGAAUCGGAGGCUAUGAUCUUAGAAGUGCAAACGAUCGCAUCUUCGCUUUCGAUUAUAACCACUCCGGCUGCCAGGAUCACCUUGCCCUCUACAGGCCGGGAACAGGUGCUUUCUUCAUCUUGAAGAGAUCUGGUACCGUGUGGAGUCCGGUGUACGCGCAGGGUGAUCCGGGUAGUGGUAUCGGCGGAUAUGAUCUGGGCCAGACGGCGGACAGAGCGUUCGCGCUGGACUACAACAGUACAGGCAAGUUGGACCACAUUGCGCUAUACCGACCCGGCACUGGAACAUUCUGGAUCCUCAAGAACUCGAGUGGUACUUUCUCUCCUGUUUACAGCGAGGGCGACCCCGGCAAUGGCAUUGGGGGUUAUGAUCUUGGCAGCGUUAAUGAUGUAGCCUUCGCUUUUGACUGGAACAAGACUGGGAAGAACGAUCAUAUUGUUCUCUACAGGCCUGGAAAGGGUACGCUCUGGGUUAUAGAGCGCUCUGGCACUACUUAUAAAGCGGUGUUUGCCGAAGGUGACCCCGGAAAUGGUGUCGGUGGCUACGACCUGGGCAGUGUCGAGGAUAAGGUGCUGGCUUUUGACUAUGAAGGCUCAAAGAAACCUGAUCAUUUGGUCCUUUACCGUACCAAUGCCACUGGUACAAUUUGGAUUCUCAAGCACACCUAG